ACAACAGCAGAGAAUUCUCAAGGAAAAAUCCAGAGCGUAGGAUCUUGGCAGCUGGAGAUAUGGUUGUAAAAGGUGGAAUGAUUAAAUUUGGGGAUACGCAAGAGUGCAGAAUCAGAGCAAGACUGAUAUUUCGGAGAGUUUAGGUCUGGAGGAGGUUACAGAGAGAAGGAAGGAUUCUUGAGUAAGCCCAGCCGCAGACAAGACCUAAGAAUGCAGGUCUUUGGACAUGGUGUGGGGACGUGGCUUCUCCUGGGCUUUGUAACCAUGAUGUUUGAUUUCAUCAGCAAGGCACAGGGUCAAGUUGCCUCUCCAACAAGAUUAAAGUUUUCUAUAAUGUCUCAGGACAGUGUUAAGAUCACAUGGAAAGCCCCCAGGGGGAGAUUUCAAGAAUACAGAUUAACUGUGACACCAGUUGUAGGUGGCAAAACCCAGAAGUUAAGCAUACGGAAGGGUGAGACAGCGGCUAGAGUGGAAGGACUCCUCCCAAACCAGGAGUAUGUGGUACAGCUGUUUGCGAUCAACAAUAAAAGAGAAAGUUCACCAGCUGUGGGUCGGUUUACAAUGAGGGCAUCUCGAAGCAGAGGCAGGCAUGGCUCACCUCCAUCAACAAAACCAAAGAAAGAAUUGGACUCUCAAGGCAGCAGUAAAGCAACAGAAGAAGGGUCCCAGUUUAUGUGCAAGUCUCCCGCUAUUGCUGAUAUCGUCAUUCUGGUGGAUGGUUCCUGGAGCAUCGGCCGACUUAACUUCCGGCUGGUGCGACUGUUUUUGGAGAACUUGGUUAGUGCUUUCAAUGUAGAUUCUGACAAAACCAGAAUAGGACUGGCUCAGUACAGUGGAGACCCACGGAUAGAAUGGAAUCUGAACCAGCACAGCACAAGGGAGGCUGUACUGGAUGCUGUCAGAAAUCUGCCUUACAAGGGCGGCAACACACUCACAGGCCUCGCCUUAACUUACAUUCAGGAGAAUAGUUUUAAGCCUGAGGCUGGAUCCAGACCCGGAGUGCCAAAGAUUGGGAUCUUGAUCACGGAUGGCAAAUCCCAGGAUGAUGUUUUUCCACCGGCCAAAAGUUUACGUGAUGCUGGCAUUGAGCUCUUUGCUAUUGGCGUGAAAAAUGCAGACGUGAAUGAGCUGAAGGCAAUAGCCUCUGAACCCGAUGAAACACACGUUUACAAUGUGGCUGACUUCAACAUCAUGAACACUAUCAUUGAAAGUCUCACCAAAACGGUGUGCGCACGUGUGGAAGAACAAGACAAAGAGAUAAAAGAAGCAACAGGAAGUGUGAUUUCUGACCCGGUGGCGCCCACGAACCUUGUCGUCACUGAUGUCACCGCCCGGAGUUUCCGUGUCAGCUGGACACACGCGCCGGGGAACGUGGAGAAAUAUCGCGUGGUCUAUUACUCCACCACAGCAGGUCAGCCAGAAGAGGUGGUUGUAGAUGGGACAGAAUCAACUGCUGUCCUCCAGAAUCUGAUGUCCUUGACAGAGUAUCAGAUUGCAGUGUUUGCCAUUUAUACAAAGGCUGCUAGUGAAGGUCUCCGGGGCUCUGCAACUACAUUGGCACUUCCUGCAGCCGCGGACCUGGAUAUUUACGACGUGACCCACAAUAGCAUGAGAGUUAAGUGGGGGGCUGCUGAAUCUGCCUCUGGUUACAUGAUACUUUAUGCAGCGCUCACAGGGGGAGACAUGGCUGAUGAAAAGGAGGUGAAGGUGGCUGAUUCCGUUACAGACAUAGAACUGGAAGGGUUGUCUCCAAACACUGAAUAUACUGUGACAGUGUAUGCCAUGUAUGGGGAGGAGGCAAGCGACCCUCUGACUGGACAAGAAACAACAUUGCCACUUACACCUCCCAAGAACCUCCAGUUCUCCGAAAUCGGGCACAGCACAGGCAGGGUCAGCUGGGAAGCAGGAUCAAAGAAGGCUCUGGGUUAUCGUGUCAUGUAUGUGAAAACUGACGGGGCUGCAAUGCAUGAGGUUGAAGUUGAAGAUUCGACAACGAUUUUCUUAAGAAACCUGACAUCACUUACAGAGUACACAGUCGCAGUGUUUUCAAUCUAUGAUGAGGGGCAGUCAGACCCACUGACAGGCAGUUUUACCACAAAGAAUGUCCCAAAGCCUUUGUCCUUAAGGGUCAGUGAUGUUUCUGUGGACAAGUUCAGAGUUAGCUGGAAACAUGCUGCUGAUGAUGUUACCUUGUAUAGACUGGCAUGCACUCCCUUGAGUGGUGAAGAGGCAAAAGAGUUUGUGUUCAGUGGGGAUACAGACACGGUAAUUCUUGAUGAUUUAUUGCCUGGGACGGAAUACGAAGUGUCUCUCUCCGCAAUAUACAGCGAUGAGGCGGAAAGUGAAGUUGUUACUGUCCUUGAAACUACACUUCAGCGGAUAGUCACAACACCAGCUACUACAACCACUCUUCGUCCAACUACAGUAGUUAUCCGCUCUGGAAUAAGGAACCUGGUCUUGGAUGAUGAGACCACAUUCAGUCUUCAUGUGUCGUGGGAGCCUGCCGAUUCCUUCAUCACCCAGUACAGAGUCUCCUAUGUAUCUCUUAAAGGAGAUAGAGCAGAAGAAGCGGUGAUGGUUCCAGGGAGACAGAACAACCUCCUCCUCCAACCUCUGCUCUCAGACACCUCAUACCGAAUUACCGUAACACCGAUCUAUGUCGACGGUGAAGGCACCAGUCUCGCAGUUAAAGGGAAGACGUUGGCACUCUCCGGUCCCACAAAUCUGCAAGUGUCAGAGGAAUGGUACAAUCGCUUCCGAAUUAGAUGGGACCCUCCACCAUCGCCAACGAUGGGCUAUCGAGUGGUGUAUACAUCUGCAUCUGCUCCCGGGCCAGCUCUGGAUACCUUUGUAGGAGAUGACGUGAAUACCAUGGUCAUUCUUAACCUACUCAGUGGAACCGAAUACAUUGUCAAGGUGUUUGCAACAUACUCCACAGGUUCCAGCGAGCCACUGAUAGGAAGAGCCAAGACACUAUAUCUUGGGGUGACGAAUCUUGCCUCGUAUGAUGUUCGGAUGACGAGCAUGUGCGCCCGCUGGCAGCCACAUCGACACGCCACUACCUACAGAGUACUUAUCGAAUCACUUCAAGAUGGAAAGAAGGAAGAGGUGAUUGUUGAUGGAGGGAGAUCUCAUCACUGCUUUUAUGAUCUCAUUCCAAACACCAAGUACAAGAUCAGUGUGUACGCCCAGCUGCAGGAGAUGGAAGGACUGGCAGUGAGCAUACUCGAAGCAACAAAUCCUGUUCCAACGGAGCCACCGACUUCUCCACCAACAACUGUCCCACUGCCCACCAUCCCACCAGCCCGGGAGGUUUGCAAAGCUGCCAAAGCGAAUCUCGUCUUCCUUGUGGACGGCUCAUGGAGCAUUGGGGAUGAGAACUUUGUCAAGAUCAUUGGCUUUCUGUACAGCACGAUUGGAGCUCUGAACAAGAUCGGCCCGGAGGGGACUCAGGUUUCGAUAGUUCAGUUCAGCGAUGAUCCCAGAACAGAAUUUCAGCUCAACUCGUACAAUGACAAAGAGAAUCUCCUCAAUGCUGUCCAACGCAUUAGGUACAAGGGUGGAAACACAAAGACAGGUAGAGCCAUAAAACAUGCCAGGGAUUUCGUGUUCACAGUCGAAGCAGGAUUGCAGAGAGGCAUUCCAAGUGUACUGGUGGUCAUUACAGAUGGUCGAUCCCAAGAUGAUGUUAACAAGAUUUCACAAGAGAUGCAGAUGGAAGGGUACAGUAUCUUUGCAGUUGGUGUUGCUGAUGCUGAUUAUGCAGAGCUUAUCAACAUUGCAAGCAAACCCAGCAAUAGGCAUGCCUUCUUCGUGGACGAUUUUGAUGCCUUCAAGAAGAUUGAGGAUGAGCUGGUCACGUUUGUCUGUGAGACGGCCUCUGCAACAUGUCCGAUGGUCCUCAUUGGAGACAGCAACCUUGCAGGGUUUAGAAUGAUGGAGAUGUUUGGGCUGGUUGAGAAGGAGUAUGCCUCUGUAGCAGGAGUGUCGCUGGAGUCUGGCUCAUUCAACAGUUUUCCUUGUUUCAGACUUCACAAGAAUGCCCUUGUUUCACAACCCACGAGGAACGUUCACCCUGAGGGGCUACCAUCGGAUUACACCAUCACCUUCCUGUUCCGCCUGCUGCCCGACACUCCGCAGGAACCCUUUGCCCUCUGGGAAAUCCUGAACAAGCAGAGUGAGCCCCUGGUCGGAGUCAUCUUGGACAAUGGCAGGAAAGCUCUAACUUAUUUUAACUACGAUUAUAAGGAUGAGUUCCAGACCAUCACCUUUGAUGAUCCAGAAGUUAAGAAGAUUUUCUAUGGAAGCUUUCAUAAGGUGCAUGUGGUGAUCACCAAAACCCAGGCAAAGCUGGUGAUUGACUGCAAGCAAGUAGGCGAGAAAGCAAUCAAUGCGGCAGGGAACAUCAGCACCAAUGGGGUGGAAGUUCUGGGCCGGAUGGUGCGCUCCAGGAGCCCGAGGGAUAAUUCUGCAUCAUUCCAAUUGCAAGGGUUUGAUAUUUCCUGUUCCACGUCCUAUGCAAACAGGGACAAGUGCUGCGAACUUCCUGCUCUGAGAAAUGAAGGCAACUGCCCAGCCCUUCCUCAUGCCUGCACUUGUUCUCAAGACAGUAGAGGACCACCUGGGCCCUUGGGUCCCCCGGGCAGCCCAGGUUUCCGAGGCCCAAGAGGUGAGAGGGGAGAACAAGGUCAAAGGGGACCUGACGGUCAGCGAGGUGAGAUUGGCCUGCCAGGUCCUCAGGGACAACCUGGGCCCCAGGGACCAAGUGGACUUUCGAUUCAAGGUCCUCCGGGGAGCGCUGGUGAAAAGGGCGAGAAAGGGCAGAUUGGUCCCAUAGGUCACCAGGGUCUGCCAGGUCCCCGAGGACUCCCAGGACGAGAUGGGCCACCAGGUCAAAGGGGUCCUGUGGGUAAAGAUGGAUCUGUUGGGCCACCAGGUUCACCUGGGCCAGCGGGGAGUCCAGGAGUCCCAGGUUCCCCUGGAGCUGCAGGAAGUCCUGGUCCUCAGGGCGACAUAGGACCUCCCGGUCCUCCAGGUCUGAAAGGAGAGAGGGGCCCAAGGGGAGAUGCCCAGUCACAGGGUAUGGUCCGUGUCAUUGCACAGCAAGUGUGUGAGCAACUCAUCCAGAGCCACUUAUCACGAUAUAACUCCAUUCUCAACCAUGCCCCCAGCAACUCUGUCCAAGUGCGGGCAGCACCGGGGCCCCCAGGAGAACCAGGCCGUGAGGGAGCUGCAGGUCCACCAGGAGAACCAGGUCCUCAAGGUCGAGCAGGAUUCCCUGGAACGCCAGGAAUACCAGGCCGACCAGGAGAAAGAGGUCUGCCGGGUGAAAAGGGAGAGCGGGGAUCUCCAGGCUUCGGUAAACAGGGCCCGAGAGGACCUCCAGGAGCACCAGGCCCUCAGGGUGAGGGACGGAGUGGGAGUCAAGGACCACCAGGGCUCCCAGGGCGGCAAGGCAGCUCAGGACGUACAGGAGCCAGUGGACCAAGAGGACCACCUGGACCACCAGGUUACUGUGAUGCCUCUUCCUGUGCUGGCUACAAUAUUGGAGGUGGAUACAGUGAUCCAACCAAUCAAGACAUCCCUGUAGUACAAUUGCCUCCAAACUCCUACCGAACCUAUGACCAUUAUGAUGAGCAAGAACUGUACAUGUACCAGGGGUCCUACCCCUACCCAAACCCCCACUCCCAGCCCUCCUACCCAGAGCCUCGUCUUGAGAGGGAGGACGACGAAUCGGAAGUGGUUGAGGUCCGGUCACCUGGAAUUAAGCGAUUCACGAGGAGCAUUUCUAAAUGGAGCGGCACAUCUUCACGCACAACAAAGGAGAACCAAUAAAGGAGCAUUGUAAACAUAGCGCAAAAUCUUACGUACUUUACCCCUAUCAAAUGGGCAGUGGAAAUCGUGGAUUCAGCUCAUAGAUUAAAAGCUGGGACCUCUGCAGAGAUACUUUUUUUUAAAUAACGUAACAAUUACACAGAUAGAGAAAUCAGGCUAUGUUGUUGUCAAAUUAGAGCAUUUGUGCCAUUAAAUGAGAAUUGAAUUUUCAAAAGAUUCUACACAGUGUUAAAUAUUUCAGCAAUACAAAUGUUGACUGAUCAUUUUAAAUCACUAAUCUUAUUGAAGAUUAGUAGGGUGCUACUAUUAUCAGUUUUCUGUUACAUUCCAAGGGCAUAAAACUGGUGUUUUACCUUUCUGUAGCAUUUCUAUUUGUGUUAAAUUAACUCACUGCAUCAUUGAAAUUUGUAUUACGUUUAGCAAAAGCAAACAAUUUGGUAGAGAUAUUGUCAAAAAGUAGUUGAAUGCUUACACACUUAAAUUGAUUCAAAAGCCACUGGACAAUUUUUAUUUGUAGACCACUUGUGGCAGAGCUGCGCAGUUAUGAAUGCGAAACCUUGCAAAGAUGAAAUGGUGCACUUGUUACCAAGUGAAGCAGUUUAUAUGAAGACGAUAUUGUUUUUCCAGAUUGUGCUCAUUCCCCUAUUCUAUUCAAUUACCUCUUGGCAAAAUCUAGCAGGUAAUUUAUUUGGAUGAAAUGGUCAUUGUUCAAGGAGCAAGUAAAUAAAAUUAAACAAGUACCAA
Messenger RNA from Pristis pectinata (smalltooth sawfish), 6579 nucleotides. It is a transcript of the gene col14a1a, whose product is annotated as collagen, type XIV, alpha 1a. Bases 211 to 5835 code for a protein of 1874 amino acids. The transcript has 48 exons. Lineage: Eukaryota; Metazoa; Chordata; Chondrichthyes; Rhinopristiformes; Pristidae. Gene Ontology annotation, molecular function: protein binding. The record is from RefSeq and is a predicted model, not a curated record. Gene Ontology annotation, cellular component: interstitial matrix.